Molecule: messenger RNA, 2150 nt
Organism: Maylandia zebra (zebra mbuna)
Lineage: Eukaryota; Metazoa; Chordata; Actinopteri; Cichliformes; Cichlidae
Gene: alg2
Product: ALG2 alpha-1,3/1,6-mannosyltransferase
Biological process (GO): dolichol-linked oligosaccharide biosynthetic process
Cellular component (GO): endomembrane system
Molecular function (GO): GDP-Man:Man(1)GlcNAc(2)-PP-Dol alpha-1,3-mannosyltransferase activity
Source: RefSeq, a predicted model, not a curated record
UUGAUUUGAGCCAAGAUGGCGUCUAAACGGUAACUUUGUCGGACUGUUGAUCGGUAUUACAGACAGCUGAACGGGCAUAAUCACAGGUUGGUACAUUUGGACAGGAUGGCACGGGUAGUUUUCCUCCAUCCUGACCUUGGUAUUGGGGGAGCGGAGCGGCUGGUGGUUGAUGCUGCCGUUGCUCUGAAGUCUCAGGGAUGUAGCGUUCAGAUCUGGACGGCCCAUUAUGACCCAACACAUUGCUUCUCUGAGACCCUCGAUGAGGAACUUCCUGUGGUGUGUGUGGGUGACUGGCUACCCACCAGUGUGUUUGGCUACCUGCAUGCCCUGUGCGCCUACCUGAGGAUGAUCUAUGUGGCCCUCUACCUGGUCUUCCUUAGCGGUGUGGAAUAUGAUGUCAUCUUCUGUGAUCAGGUGUCGGUGUGUAUCCCAGUGUUACGACUGGGUCGCCGCAGGAAGAAGGUUCUGUUCUACUGUCACUUCCCAGACCAGCUGCUGACUCAGAGGAAGUCGGCCCUGAAGAAGCUUUACCGUACUCCCAUCGACUGGCUGGAGGAACGAACCACAGGCAUGGCUGAUAUGAUUCUGGUAAACAGCCAGUUCACCGCAGGCAUCUUCAGGGAGACUUUCUGCAGUCUGAGCGGAGUCCAGACAGAUGUCCUCUAUCCCUCCCUCAACACGCGUACCUUUGACGAGGCAACCACUGAAGCACAGAGCCUGGAAGGACUGCUCCCCGAGGGAACUACCUGUCUGUUUCUCUCUCUGAACCGAUACGAAAGGAAGAAGAAUUUAGGCCUGGCUCUGGCGGCUUUGGCAACCCUGAGGAGCAGCCUUCCUCCUGGCCAGAGACCAGGCAUUCACCUGGUGGUGGCAGGAGGCUACGAUGAUCGCGUCACUGAGAAUGUUCAGCACUACACUGAACUGAAAGAGCUAGCAGCGCAGCUCCACUUGGAGGACUGUGUUACUUUCCUCCGCUCCCCCUCAGAUUCACUGAAGGUGGCACUGCUGCAGGGCAGCACCGCCGUCCUCUACACCCCUAGCAGAGAGCAUUUUGGGAUAGUUCCUGUGGAGGCCAUGUACUGUUGCUGCCCCGUUAUCGCUGUGAACUCUGGGGGCCCCCUGGAGAGCGUGGCAGACGGGGAGACGGGCUUCCUGUGCGAGCCCACGGCCGAGGCCUUCUCUAAGGCCAUGGAGAGGCUCGUCAGGGAGCCACACCUCCGCAGGGACAUGGGACAAGCUGGGAGGAGGAGGGUAGAAGAUAAGUUUUCUCUUCAAGCCUUCUCAGACCAGCUGUAUGGAUACAUUGUCAGGCUGAGCCAGUGAUGUGAAAGCUGGAGGAAAGACAGGAGAAAACUUGUGAAGAAAUGAUCGUCUGCUGAACAGUGAAGCUGAGUAUGGAUGGCUCGGCACUACAGAGAGUAGGAGCGAGGAUGUAUGUGUAUAUGUGCAAGGAGGUGAGGGAAGUAUCAUGAGGACUUGGAGGACUAUUAAUCAGUAUUCCCCUGGAGAGGUUGCUGUGAGGGGGAAAAAAGGAUGGAAUUUCUAUACCAAUUAAGAAAAGACUAACGAGUUUUCCAAUCCUAUCUUUACAAAAAUACCAACCUUGCAAGUGUGUUCUUGUGUGUGAAGUUGAGGAUGUGAAGCAGCGUGGCAACCAAGAGCCUCCAAAUGAGUCUACCCAAAGGAUUGAUUGUUAGAGUGAAAUGUUUUGCACUGUGUCUGAGUGUGUGUGUCUGUCUGUUGUUUUCUUUUCUACAGCACUCUUUGUCUUUGUGUGUUUUGGGGAUGAAGAACAAGAAUGUCGUUAUCACCGUGUGCCAUCAGGCAGCGCACAGUCGCCGAUCGAUAAGCAGGAUGCGUUCCACUACUUCAGCUCGGAGCUUUGUUCCCUGGCGUGUAUUCAGAAGACGCCGGCCUGUCCAUGACUCUUACUGCUGCAUGGAGGUUAUUAGUAGAUGAUAGAGAGUGUUUGGCUUUAUUAGAGGUCUGGCUGAUGGGCAGUGUGCCUGUGCCUGUGUCUGGGUCAUUAUCAACGAGGAGAAUAGCGGGAGGUCAUUGUGUCUGUGCGCUGCCCUCUACAGCCUUCCUACUGUAUAGAAAUGCUCUUAUUGACAUUCCUGAAGUCUUAAUAAACAAGAGGACACAUAGUU